AUUUUUUUUUUUUUUUUUGUGUGUUGCCGCUUUUAUAAACCGAAGAGUCUCAUAAAAAGGUAAACCAAAAAUGGAUUUAAACCGAAACCAAAUCGAAAACCAAUUAGCCGACCAAAAUAUCCGUCAAAGUCAAACUCUCCUCUGUUAGGAUAAGCUCAUAUGCAGAAUUUCAAUUUGAAUUGAGAGGAGGAAGAAGAAGCGAUCGCAAAACCAAAAAUGUCAGGAGUUUACGAUAAUCAAGCUGAUAUCUACUUAGACGCACGCCCUACUUAUCCCGCCGAUUGGUACUCCAAGCUCGCCGCUCUCUCUCACCGUCACCAUCUCGCCUGGGACGCCGGAACCGGCAACGGCCAAGCAGCAAUCGGGAUCGCUGAGCACUACGAUAGAGUCGUCGCGACGGACGUGAGCGAGACGAUGUUAAAUCUGGGGAAACCGCAUCUGAAAGUAACUUACCACCACACGCCACCGUCGAUGACCGACGACGAAAUGGUGAAUCUGAUCGGAGGAGAGAACUCCGUCGAUCUGAUAACGGUGGCGACCGCCGUGCACUGGUUCGAUCUCCCGAGAUUCUACGCAAUCGCGAAUCGUCUCCUCCGUAAACCAGGAGGGAUCAUCGCCGUGUGGAGCUACAACACAGACAUGGUGGUGAGCCCUGAGUUCGACUCGGUGAUGACUCGGUUCAACGAAAAAACGACGCCGUAUUAUAAAUUCCCCGAGUGCCACUACUUUUUGGAUGGAUACAAAACGUUGCCGUUUCCGUUCGAGAAUGUGGGCCUGGGCUCAGAGGGAAAGCCCAUGGAGCUGGAGAUGAAGAAAACGGUGUCGUUUGAAGGAUUCUUGCGGAUGUUGAGAUCAUGGUCUGCCGUCGGUGCCGCGAAGGACAAAGGAGUCGACUUAUUGUCGGAAAAUGUAGUGAAAGAGCUCGAAACGGCUUGGGGUGGAUCCGAGCUGGUUCGAACCAUCGUCUACAAGACGUUUAUGCUCGCAGGAACCGUUAGAAACUAGCUUAACCGCUCAAAUUUGUCAUAGACAUUUGAAUGAUUGUGUUAUGUUAUAGUAAUAAUAAUUAGUCACCGAAGAUUAUAUA
This is a messenger RNA of Eutrema salsugineum, 1087 nucleotides long. RefSeq names its product putative methyltransferase DDB_G0268948. Gene Ontology annotation, molecular function: S-adenosylmethionine-dependent methyltransferase activity. The record is from RefSeq and is a predicted model, not a curated record. The transcript is spliced from 2 exons. NCBI's taxonomy places the organism in Eukaryota, Viridiplantae, Streptophyta, Magnoliopsida, Brassicales, Brassicaceae. Bases 217 to 1005 code for a protein of 262 amino acids.